Cantharellus anzutake is the source of this 1752-nucleotide messenger RNA. Its product is annotated as putative phosphoglucomutase. Gene Ontology annotation, biological process: carbohydrate metabolic process. Gene Ontology annotation, cellular component: cytosol. The transcript has 5 exons. Bases 1 to 1752 code for a protein of 583 amino acids. NCBI's taxonomy places the organism in Eukaryota, Fungi, Basidiomycota, Agaricomycetes, Cantharellales, Hydnaceae. The record is from RefSeq and is a predicted model, not a curated record. Gene Ontology annotation, molecular function: magnesium ion binding; phosphoglucomutase activity.
AUGUCUAGUGAUAUCAAAGAGAUCCCCACUAAGCCAUUCGAUGGCCAAAAGCCAGGCACAUCCGGACUCAGGAAACGAGUGAAAGUGUUCGAACAGGAGCACUACACCGAAAACUUUGUGCAGGCCAUCCUUGACUCUAUUCCUGCACAAGGUGGUGCGAAGGGCGCGACACUCGUCGUCGGAGGCGAUGGACGAUACUUCUCUGUCCCCGCCAUUCAGAUCAUCCUGCGUAUUGCCGCAGGGAAUGGUGUUUCCAAGCUUAUCAUCGGCCACCAGGGUAUCCUAUCGACUCCUGCCGCUUCUAACAUCAUUCGCAAAUACAAAGCCACUGGUGGUAUCUUGUUGACUGCUAGCCACAACCCUGGCGGACCGAACGCUGAUUUUGGUAUCAAAUACAACGUUCAGAAUGGCGGACCGGCCCCUGAAAAUGUCACUAACUCCAUAUACGGAAGAACAAAGUCGAUAACCUCAUACAAAGUCCUCGAUGCACCACCCGUUGACCUCUCGAAGAUUGGCGAUCAGACUUAUGGUCCUUUGAAGGUUACUAUCAUUGAUUCAGUUGCGGACUACGUCGAGCUGCUUCGAUCUAUUUUCGACUUUGGCCUCAUCAAAUCCUUCUUACACUCGACUCCCUCCUUCAAAGUGCUCUUCGACGGUUUGCAUGGAGUGACUGGACCCUACGCAAAGGCCAUUCUUCUUGGGGAACUUGGUCUUCCCCGGGAUUCCAUUCAGAAUUUCGAGCCAUCUCCCAACUUUGGUGGCGGUCAUCCUGAUCCUAACUUAACCUACGCCCACAGUCUCGUCGAAGUCGUCGAGAAGAACAAUAUUCAGUUCGGAGCAGCUAGCGAUGGGGAUGGAGAUCGAAAUAUGAUCUACGGCAAGGGGGCGUUUGUCACUCCCUCGGACUCGGUGGCGAUCAUCGCUGAUUGGGCCGACAGCAUUCCUUAUUUCAAGGGUGGCGUCAAGGGUUUGGCAAGGAGUAUGCCAACUAGUGCCGCUAUUGACUAUGUUGCCGAGGCGAAAGGCUAUGAGGUCUUUGAGGUGCCAACAGGAUGGAAGUUUUUUGGAAACUUGAUGGAUGCCGGUCGUCUUUCUAUUUGCGGAGAAGAGUCCUUCGGCACUGGAUCUGAUCACAUUCGCGAGAAGGAUGGAAUUUGGGCUGUUAUAGCUUGGCUCAACAUCAUUGCCGCUGCCAAUCAGACAAACAAAGGUUGGGGCAUCAACGAAAUUUUACUCGACCACUAUCAGAAAUACGGCCGCAGCUUCUUCUCUCGUUAUGAUUAUGAGGAAGUUUCAUCUGAAGGCGCGCAGGCCUUGAUAGACAACCUUGACAAGCUAUUCGCUGACCCAUCUUUCAUCUCCUCAUCCUACAACGCCAAAUCCGUCUCCGAAUCUUUCACUGUGGCCAAAGUCACUAACUUCACCUAUACCGAUCCUAUUGAUAACAGUGUCUCAAAGAACCAGGGUCACAUUCUUCAGUUCACAGAUGGUUCUCGUGUCGUCUUCCGUUUGAGCGGAACAGGCAGUCAAGGCGCAACCGUACGUUUCUACAUUGAGAGAUACUCGAAGGAUCCGGCACAGUAUGAGCGACCGACUGCAGAGGGGUUGAAAGGUCUUAUCGAGGUGGCUCUCGCUAUUACUAAAUUGCCGGAAUUCCUAGGUCGUAGCGAGCCCACCGUUAUUACAGUGAGUGGGGUCCUAAGUAGCCGCCUGGUUUGUCACCUAUGUGCUAAUCCAAUCUAUCCACAGUAA